Molecule: messenger RNA, 2487 nt
Organism: Pleurotus ostreatus (oyster mushroom)
Lineage: Eukaryota; Fungi; Basidiomycota; Agaricomycetes; Agaricales; Pleurotaceae
Exons: 4
Coding region: 1-2487 (828 amino acids)
Source: RefSeq, a predicted model, not a curated record
AUGUCGUCGCCAUCGAACGCGGUCUACAAAGGCAAAUUCACCCACAGAUGGUGGCCCCAGCUCCCCGGUGAGCUUGUGAGGCUCAUUGCAACAUACUAUCUGUGGGAUCUCUCCAUCACAAACUACUGCCCACAACAAUGGGACUCGAGGGAUCAAUGGUACUCAAGAAUGGUGUACACUGCGCUGCGCGACGCCGCUGAUAUAGAGACCAAGUUCAUGCAGAUAUGCCCGCAAUGGAGUCUGGCCAUGGAGACGCACCUAUUCUGGCAGCAAGCUGUCGCGCUGAUCGACCCUCUCGAUAACAUGGGCCAAUUUGCUUUCGCUCGCAUGAACCCGAACUCUGCCCAAGUUCCCCAAACACUCCGACUCACCCCAUACCGUCAUUUCCGUAACAUCACUAUGUGCAGUUGCUUCGUAUGCCGCAUCAAUUUACCAGCAACAAAUCAAGGGCUAGCGCAUGCGAAACGGACACAACAUACACCAUACCUUGGGACUGUGCCCGUAUGCCGCGAUCACAACCGCAAGGGCGCCUUCUGUGGCCUAUGUCUACGUGAGGCCGACGCGCAGCAAGAUACCCUCAUAGUCUGCUGCCUGGAGAACGAGGACGAGGAAAGCUGGCCCGGUGUCGACGCCACAUGUCGUUCAUGCCGGAGUGAAUGGCUAUGGCGUAGGGUCUGCAACAGCCCCCGGGACCGCGAUGCGAUUGGCGGCUUUAAGUUCAAUAGCCCGGAUUGGGAGACGCGUCAAACUGUUGACGGGUUUAUCGAUCUUGCCGAAGGAACUAUCACUGAUGUCAUAACGCUGGCUCAAGAAAAGUAUUGGCUCCGACAGUAUACGAAACUUCCAGAACUACUUUCUCAAGCCCUCGCUGCAUCAAGAUACGUCGGAUACGAAAACGAAGCAGCCGACGAUGAUCUAACGCUCAGCGAACUGGAGGCGGAAGAAGAAGAGGAUGCCGAUUUGAUGCAAAUGACGGAGGAGUCGGGAGGCGUGCGCGAGCUUGCGAUUUCGGAUUGGGCACGAAACCGCAUCCUCGACGGUUUUUGGUGGAGUCCAGCGGAUCAGUAUUACGGAAACUUCGUGCCCAAUCGUCCCCGCGUUGUGAGAGCGGUUCACCCCUGUCCUUGGGCGUUGGACGAGUCGGAGGUUCAACGAGAUGGCGCAGAAGACCAUCCAAGGCAGGCGAUAGUGACAGCAGACAUACCCCCAUCCUACGCUCUAUGCGAGCAGGCCUACAACGCGUUUCAGCGGCAACAAAGGACUAUUCUAUUCCCUGCCAUGAGAAAUAUCGUCAGGAAGCUGGUCAUAGAAUGUGGCGCUGAUGGUGUUGAUCCCGCUGUCAAAGCUGCCCGUAUGACACCCGAGGAUGUGUUGGCCGAGCUGAGAGAGGAGGCAGUCUGGUAUGACGGUAUAGAUUGGCUAGAGAAACGGAGAAACGCGCGAAGAGACCAGGAAGAGGCGAAACUAAGAAGGCUGAGGGAGGAGGGAAGCGACGACUCUUCGUCUUCAACGAAGAGCGACGGGUCUCACACAACAAGCCCGGUUCUCUCCACUUCAACUCUGCAGACAACACCUUCCCCCCCGCCAGUGGAUAAUAAAGACGACUCGAAUAUAGAUACCCACUUGGGACGAGUGACAAUCGCCGUGGCUCCUGUGCUUGAUCCCCCGCGAUUAUUAAGGUCGAUACCGUACAUUCCCAUCACAAUUUCAAACCUGCCACAAUAUAGCCUAGAGGCAUUCAAAGCGGUAUGGCGUGAGGCGUGUGCGCCCUUGUAUCAUUGCCGAUGCCGAGUCUGCGAACGCGCUCAAGCAAAGGCGAGCGGAGGAGCUGUUGCCCCGAUAGUCGUGCCCACUCAGCAAGCCUCUGCGCCAUCAAUCACGGCCCCGCAGAAACCUCUCGAAAUACGUUUGGAAGCUGCAAUCGACUUGGACGGCGGGCGUAUCAGCGAAGAUGGAGAGGCGGAAGCGGAGGAGGAAGAGGAGGAAGACGACGGCUCAGAUGUUGCCGAAGACGGAUCUUCCUCUGAAGCCGCUUCCCAGUUUUCACCAGCCAGCACGUCGCCACCCCUGCGGUCGAGAAAGCGAUCAAAUGAGGUACUCGACAACGAAGAUGAUCUUGAUGCAGAGGGUGAAUUGGACGAGAACGACGAGAACUCGACUACUCGGAUAGCGACUCUUGAGAAAGCGCGGCCGCGUGUCCUAAGGAUAUCGGAAAUGCGACAAUCACCUCCUAAAAAACCCAGAAGAGGGGGUUCCUACAAUUCAAUAGUCUCGCCUGGCCGUUUACGCAAACGCGGCUCCGAGGAACUAGACGACGCUGAAGAUGACAACGAAGUUAAAGGGAACGGGACCAAACGCACUAAGGUGUCUGCAGAUCCCACUGCGGACCAUGAAAGCCCUCCAAGCUCUUUGACAACGUCACUACUUGCUUAUAGUGACGGGGACUACGAGAGCUCACCUGACGACUGCUCUGACAUAUCGCUGUAG